CCUUAAGAGCAGAGAAUUUCUGAGGUAAACGUUGGCGGAGGACGGGAUAUGUGAGACUGUCGUAAAUUAAUCGGAGAAAAAAAUAGAUUCAUUAUUAUUAACUAUAGCUUGCGAAUUUUACAAGAUAAUUAAGCAUUGAUCGAUCGUUCCGAACAUUUACAAUCAACGGGUGCAACUGAACGCUCCCUGAUCACACAAAAUUAAAUGUUAAAACACUUGAUGGUAGAGAAAGUUGUGACAUAAUAAAACCACGAGACAUAAUGAGAUUUAGUCAAAGUAACAGAACAGUGGCACUCAUGUACACGCAAUCAUUUUAAGAAUAUGGUUAGAACGACGAAAUAAAGAAAUUCAAAUUUCUGCUGAAUUAUUCUUCGAAUCGGUUUUUACAACUAUACGUUAAACGUCAGCGAAUACAAACAGUCCAACAUGAACCAUUAUGGGAACAACGUCAUGGUUCAGAAAACGCCGAUACAAACGUUCUACGCGGGCCAGUCGAUCUUCAUUACAGGAGGAACAGGUUUCCUUGGGAAGAUUUUGAUCGAAAAAUUGUUGCGAAGUUGUCCCGACAUCUCUAAGAUAUACCUGUUAAUACGGUCGAAGAAAGGCAAGAACAUCGUAACUCGACUGAACGAAAUAUUCGAAUAUCCCAUAUUCAACCACGUAGGAGAGAAGAUGCCUAACUUUCGUGAUAAGAUCGUGCCGAUAACCGGUGAAUUGAACGAAAUAGACCUAGGAUUCACAAAGAGUGACAAAGACCUACUAAUACGCGAGAUAUCAAUAGUAUUCCAUUUGGCGGCGAGUGUACGCUUCAAUAACGACAUCAAAGUCGCUACAAUAAUAAAUGUAAUUGGCACGCGUGCUAUGUUGGACUUGGCCAAAUGUAUGCCGAACUUAAAGUCGUUCAUACACGUAUCAACUGUAUUUACAAAUUGUCAUAUAAAACAUAUAGAAGAAAGAUUCUACGAGUAUGUUAUUAAUCCUGAAAAACUUAUUACACUGAUACGAACAUCGACCGAAAAUACGAUUAACGAGACUCUAGCGAGAGUGGCACCACAGGGGCACAACACUUACACGUUUACAAAAGCGAUAGCGGAAAUAGUUGUUAGGGAUAACAGUGGGAAUUUACCAAUCGGAAUAUUUCGACCAGCUGUAGUUAUAAAUGCCGCUCACGAACCGCUUGCGGGAUGGGUGGACAAUUAUCACACAAUGAUGGGAUUUCUAGCACCUUUUUCCAAAGGUCUACUGAGAUUUAUAAGAUGCGAUAAUAAGAAUAAAAUACAUUUUAUGCCAGUCGAUAUAACCGUAAAUGCUCUAAUUGCCAGUGCGUGGGACGUAUUCAAUCAGCCAAAAAGGAGAGGCGACAAAAUGUUAAUUUAUAAUAGUGUGUCGAUGAACAACACGCCUUUGAAGCUGAGCGAAUUGUACUCUUACGCAGAAAUAGCCUGUGAAAAAUACCCGGCGAACGGCUGCUACUGGCUACCGACUCUCACGUUAAUCAAAAAUAAAUUUAUAUACACAGUAUGCAUUUGGUUCUGCCAUCUGUUACCCGCUUUAAUCAUCGAUAUCUUUGCAAAAUUUAUAGGCGCUCGACAAAGUUUAUGGAAAUUGUACGGAAAAAUUCACGAUUUUUGCAAGUUAGUCGAAUUUUUUAUUGUCAAUGAGUGGAGCUUUGAUAACAGUAACAUUCGUGCAAUGUGGCAAAACAUGAAUAAAAGUGAUCAGCUCUUAUACAAUUUCAAUAUGAAAAGUUUCGACUGGUUGAAAUAUAGUGAAAAUGUUAUUAAAGGCAUGCAGCUAUACUUGUUUAAGGAUGAUUUCAGUACUUUGGAGGUUAGCCGUGACAAAUGGAAAAGAUUGUAUUGGAUACACCACACGACAAAGUUAACAUUCAUAUUCAUCGUCGGUAUGUUCCUCUGGAAGCUAUUAACAAUUACGUUCUUGUAGCUUGCACACCUUUUCCAUGUAAUUAUUUUACUUACACAAAAUACUACAAUCGCGCGUUACAUCGUUUCUAUGUAAUGUUGUGCAAUAUUUAUUGGAAAAUACUAUGAUUUUGGGCAAAACAGUGUCAUGACGGUCACUUAAGCGGAAACUCUCGUAAAUCUGAUAAAAAAAUUUUAGGUUCGGGAACCGUUUAAUGGACACCUUGGACAGAUGUUCACUAUAAUAUAGACUAGUGCAAAACAUUUCAUAAAAAUAUUUAUCAGAGAGAAAAAAAGCAACAUGAUUUGAUCGAGAUUAUUUCGACCUUGGAGUAAUGUUGGUCAGCGAUGUUUACAGUAUGUCUGUAUAAAAUCAGAGAAGACACACAUUUCACUGAAAAUAUUUAUUAAAGAAGAAACAUGAUAAAUAUUUGACAUAUCUCGAAAAAAUAGAUAAUUGUUUAUUGAUUUGCCAUCUCAAUAGUACCUAUCAAGGCUAUUCCAAUCAAUGCAAUAUUUGUGCGCCCAAACUCUGCAAAAUGUACAUCGAAAGCACAUUUCGACAUUUAUUCCAAAUUCUCCACGAAGAGAACUCUUAAUCCUGGUCACCCCAGCACCGACUGGCCGACAAUGCUCAAAUUAUAUGUUUCCACAAAUAGAUUAAUCACGUUAUAACAAUCCAUUAAUUCAGAAAACUAAUAUUCUUACUGCAUAUUAAAAGAUUUUAGUGAUAUUGUAGAAAAUAGUGUAAUAUUUUUGCAUGAAUUAGUAUGAAUAAAUAUAAUUUAGUAUGAAUAAAUGACUACCGCAUGACUACCUUUUCAACAGCGAUCCUUUUAUCACAAAACGACGAGACAAACAUUUCGCAAUAGUCGAGCCGUGAACAUUGCUAAUAUAACGGUGUUUCGUUU
Messenger RNA from Dinoponera quadriceps, 2833 nucleotides. RefSeq names its product putative fatty acyl-CoA reductase CG5065. Lineage: Eukaryota; Metazoa; Arthropoda; Insecta; Hymenoptera; Formicidae. The record is from RefSeq and is a predicted model, not a curated record. Gene Ontology annotation, biological process: long-chain fatty-acyl-CoA metabolic process. The coding region runs from base 427 to 1944 and encodes 505 amino acids. The transcript has 10 exons. Gene Ontology annotation, cellular component: peroxisome. Gene Ontology annotation, molecular function: alcohol-forming very long-chain fatty acyl-CoA reductase (NADP+) activity.